AUGGAUCCUUUCAGCAUUGCCAGCCUGACCAUCUCAGUUCUAGACCAAUUAUGGAGAUUGGGAGAAACAACCGCGGAACUGGUUGCAAACUACAGAGACUUCGAUGAGGCGAGUCCUGUCCAAACAGUGCGUCAACAAAGGCCGGCUAACAUUCGACAGGAUAGCAGGGUUUUGGAGUCCAAGGUCAAGGACGAAAAUAACAGGACCAGAGCGUUGAAUAUGCUCUUGUUUGAGCCAUCAACCACUUACGGCGGAAAGUCAUUAUUCGAGCAGUUCGACGCCGAUGUCCAAGACCAGAUACAUAUCCUCCUCGAAGAGGCAGUGCUUGUCUUGGACCAAGCAUACCAACUCCUAUACCGACGGCAACAGGCGGCAGCAGACAGCAAAAUUGUCAAGGUACCAGAGCAACCAUCCAGCUCAACGCCAUCCAACAAAAUUUUCUCCAGCUUCAGAUUCAUGCUGAAGCCCCCGGGGCCCUCCAGUUCCACUUCCCUGACGUCUAAUGAUGAGUCAUCUAAGUAUCUCAGACCGUUGCAACGGCUGCGGUGGUCGCUUCUCGAUAAGAAGCGGCUCGAGUCCAUUAUCAGAGAGUUUGGCGAGCUAAACAGCCGGGUACACGAAAGCAUCAAGCUCUUGUGUCUUGGGACUUCGAUAGGUGUCGAUUUGCAGCAUCUUCAACGGCUUGAAAACGACCGCAAUUCUCAGAUCCUGGGCUUCAACAUUGAUGCCAAACUCCAGAUGGCGGCAUCGCAGGUUCAAGAGAUGCCCGAAAGCCUCGAAAUCAGAGAUGUCAAUCUACGUCAGCAGCUCGAGAAUGUGAAGAGAGUCGAGGAUCGAUUUGGGAUCCUGGAGUGGGAAGGCAAACCGAUGCUCGUGGAAUAUCGUGCUUACCAGGAAGGGUCGCCUGUUUCUGUCGAGAUGAGCAGCAGGACUCGCCAUCUUGUGGAUAAUUUGGCUAACCUAUUGCACCAACCCAAGGAAAUCGUCUUCCGAACGCCAUGCUGCACGGGCUGGGUCUCCCAAACGCAGCACAACCGCGUGGCCUUUAUGUUUGCCAUUCCUGAUGCGGUCGAACCGGCUCCUGUGAGCUUGCUGGGUCUCUUGUCCAGCGAGGAUCCGCCCCCGACACUCGGCCAGAAGUUCUGGCUUGCAGCCAAGCUCUCUAGGUGUAUUUCUCAACUGCAGCUUGUAAAAUGGGUCCACGAGAGUUUCAGAAGCGAAAACAUCGUUUUCUUUCCAAAGCAUGAGAAGAGCACUACACUCGUGCCUCGAAUCGAUUUGGCAGAGCCCUGGGUUUUAGGCUUUGAAUUCAGUCGCCCCGAGCAGUACUUUUCUGCAGGACUUGAAGACAAAUGCCUAGCCCGGGAUGUCUACCGCCAUCCGGACCGCCAGCAGAGUCCCACGCAGCCUUUUAUUAAGCUACAUGACAUCUACGCUUUAGGCGUUGUCCUUCUUGAGAUAGGCCUCUGGCAGCCAGCCUUGACUCUCGAGAAGUCUGGGUUUGCUCGGGUAAAGCCAAACGCGAUUACAAAAGUUCUCAUCCGUCAUGCAGAAAAGCGGCUGGGGGCGAAGAUGGGCGAAAAGUACCAAGCCGUCGUUCUUACUUGCUUGAGAAGCGAGUUCCAAUGUUAUAAUGAUACAAAAGAAGAUAUAAAACUGCAGCAAGCCUUUCGAGCACAGGUUGUUGAUGUUUUGGAAAAGAUUGCACUCUGUAUGUAA
This is a messenger RNA of Trichoderma aggressivum f. europaeum, 1719 nucleotides long. RefSeq lists its product as uncharacterized. NCBI's taxonomy places the organism in Eukaryota, Fungi, Ascomycota, Sordariomycetes, Hypocreales, Hypocreaceae. The record is from RefSeq and is a predicted model, not a curated record. The coding region runs from base 1 to 1719 and encodes 572 amino acids. The transcript has 4 exons.